Molecule: messenger RNA, 7236 nt
Organism: Anopheles gambiae (African malaria mosquito)
Lineage: Eukaryota; Metazoa; Arthropoda; Insecta; Diptera; Culicidae
Product: homeobox protein Hox-B3
Exons: 4
Coding region: 829-2727 (632 amino acids)
Biological process (GO): regulation of transcription by RNA polymerase II
Molecular function (GO): DNA-binding transcription factor activity, RNA polymerase II-specific; RNA polymerase II transcription regulatory region sequence-specific DNA binding
Source: RefSeq, a predicted model, not a curated record
UAUUUAAUUCAUUGAUAAUUUUGCAUCCGACCCGGCCGAUACACGCACGCAGCGUAGCCGUGGCCGCACCGUUUCUCCAGCAUUCGUCCUUCUGCAGCAUCGUUAGCAGGAGGAAACCACACUCGCCUCGUCGUGCCUGGUACAAACGAGUGAUCCUGGUGACCACCAAAGGCACCCACAGUGUGGAUAUAGGUGGUUGCAAAGGGGAAGAUAUGGCGCAGAAGUGUUACUCAGAAGAGCUAUUCCUGUGCUUCAAAUAAUAUUGACAAAACUCAGAGUGUCCCGAUUGAUCGCAGUGCGUGUGUGAUCUAUCCUGUGUGAUACCCCAAAGGUCUCUAUUAGCACUAGAUUGAUUGAAUCUGUGGUCUGUUUUGAGAAAUCGUGUGAAUUCGUGAUACUGUUGCCAGCACCUCUCGUAGUGCCCUAAACACCAAACGGUGCAGUUCUUGUGCCACUUAUCAAGUGCAGUUACACUUUCUCCAAUGAUAGAAUGUAUGUGUUUGUGUAAGUUCGUGCGCUUAUGUAGGUUUGAGUAGGUGUGUGUGUGUGCGUGUGAAUGUAUUGAUUAAAUCAGUGCGUUUCCUUUAAUCCUUCCACUUGACGGCCACGAAGCCAUCCCCGUUCGGUUGUGGUCCCGGGUGAGCCAAGUUUAUCCAAUUCAUUGCGGUUUAUUUAUGGACUUGCUGCUGGCAGUCCACGCGGCUGUGGCGAAGUGUGAUCCAAUCUACUAUCCCCGCUGACCGCGAGCGAGGUUAAUUGAAAUCGAGCGUCAAUAUUUCACUCGGUAGCUUUCCACCGCUCCCGGGAAGCUACCCCCCGUUGACUACCAUGGAAUCGUCUACCUUCGACGACCAGAUAUUCGGUGACUUUACGAGCGACACGCUCGGUACGCUUGCCGGCGCCACCAAACCGAUCCAUGCCGGACCAUCGCCGAGCUCGGUCGUUGCGGCGUCCGGCCACGGUAAUCUGCAGGUGAUGAUGGGCAUCGGUCACUCACCGACCCACGAUGGCGGUGGCAGCGGAGGCAGUGCUGGCGGAAGCGCCAACGGUAACGGCGGUCAUCAACGGCUGCCCGAGGUGAACAGCAUCCUGGCCGUGUCCGGUUCGCCGAGCUACAAAACCAUCGACUACACGAACCUCAGCAAGGUGGAGUAUCACCAUCUGGCGAACGGCAAGCUGGACGGUCCCUCCUACUCACCCCCGAACGGGACGCACCAGCAGCAACAGCACGGCCUCGGUGGACACCCGGUGCCGGGAGGCAACAAGUCGCUCGAAUACGUCAACUGUAAGCUGGAAUAUUACACCGCCCUGCCCAUCGCCCACGAUAAUCUGAAUAAAAUAGAGUUCGUUAAAACCCUAGAUUACAACGGUAACGGCCGGUUGGACUAUUCCACCUCCUCCUCGUCCUCGCCGAACGGACCGAAAUCCAUCGAUUAUGGUGGCGGUAGCGGCGCGAAGCUCGACUACGAGACCACGAUCGCGAUGUUUCAGCACCCGGGACCACCGCAGCAGCAGCAGCAGGGACCGUCGGGUGGGCCACCGCCACCGGGCACCGGUUCGUCCGGCAUGGUGGACGCAUCGAUGAUGAGUAGCAACACCGGCCAGCCAAACGGCAUGCCCGUCGGCAUGGCAAGCCAGGGAAAGCCGCGGAAAGCCGACGACAUGAACGGUGCAUCCGGAUCGUCGACACCGACCACUACCACCCCAAUGGACGGUGCGGGAAAUGGGAAGAAAAAUGAUAAAAAGAAAACGGACCCGAAUGGCAUCAAGAAGAAGAAAACAAGGACGACCUUCACCGCGUAUCAGCUCGAGGAGCUGGAGCAUGCCUUCGAACGGGCGCCCUAUCCGGAUGUGUUCGCACGAGAAGAACUGGCCCUGAAGCUCAACCUCAGCGAGUCACGCGUGCAAGUUUGGUUUCAGAAUCGACGAGCGAAAUGGCGCAAACGAGAACCGCCCCGGAAGUCGGCCUACCUCGGCAACAACAGCCCGUCGGCCCCGAUGAACGGCCCGAUCGGGACGUCGUUCAGCCAGUUCCCGCAGACCGCCACCGUGACGCCACCCGGGAGCGUUGACAGCUGGUCCACCUACCAGGCACCGUACGAGCUCGGGCCGCACAUCAACCUGCUGUCGCCGGCCGUCAGCCCGUACGGGUCGUUCAGCACCCAAUACGGUACUUACAUGCCCGAGAGUCACAUGUUCCCGGUGCGGCAGCACUACGACUACGGUAGCCCGUCGCGACCGGGCGACCCGGGCGAUGAGUCGGGCGGCCAUCAGCAUCAACAGCAUCACGGUGGCCACCAUCAUCACCACCAUGCGCACCACAACCAUCACAAACCGGCGGACCACUACGCGCCGACGACGAUGGACGAUAAGUUCGAGACGCACUGUACGGCCGGCCUGCCCGACGGGCUCACGAAUGGAAAGUACGUCGACGACACGAAGUACAUCCACGGUGUCGACGUGCAUCACUAUCCCGAUACGGAUCCCGGCAAGUACGGCAACUGCCACCAGCUGGACGAUCCGUCCAUGAAAGCACACUACGGACCGCCGCAACCAUCGCAGCAAACGCAACCACCGCCGUCUUCCCAGCAGCAGCAACAGCAGCAGCAGCAAACGCAACCCGGCCAAUGUCAACCGGUCGGUGUGGACGAUCCCGACUCGCUCGGUAUGGUAAAGGCGGAGGAGAAUGUCACCCACAGCUAUGUACUUCCAUCUUUUUUGCCCUGAUCGAGAGCAUCAGAAAGGGUUCGCAAACGUCAUCGGCUGCACUGCUGUCCGCCAAUCCGCCGAGACAGCCGCCGUACCAUCGUACCCGGUACGAACAGUUCCGCAAUCAUUUCGGAUAGUAUUCUCGGCCAUCAUCUUGAUGCUAUCGUCCCGUUACCGUUCCUUAUUUCCUUACUGCCACCGUUUUCAUCCUGCACAGAUGAUCGUGAUUGCUUCAUCAUCGAAGGACGUUUUGGGACUGUGAUUGGUUUCAUCGUUCGCACUGAAGCCUCAGCAGCAAUCAAGAAUUUGUGCUGUUCUUUGGGUUUUUUUUUUGUUGCUGAUGAAGCCCCUUGCUGAUGGCCCAACACACAUACACACACAUCGUAACCACAGUUUCUAAUUCAUUAUUCAGCAUUUGGGCUGAGUGCUGAGUGGUGAGUUUCGAGAGCCGUUGUCGAGAUCCUUGUAAUAGGGUGACGAGUGGUACAAUCGAAAACAAAAAUACUUUAAAACACGUGCACACACACACACACACAUACUUUUACCAAUCCAUGCCCAUGGUAAACCCUUGAGCUCCUGGGAGAAGUUGUGUGUUAAACAAUGCAAAGUGCUAAACAAACUUUUCCCAUUUACCGGCAGCUCUAAAGUAUCUGGUUGACUUUUGUAUUCAAAUGGGUGUGCGUGUGUGUGUCAGUAUAUUUACCUUUGGGUUUCCAACGUUUUAUUUUGCUUUCGGUUUGUGUUUGGUUUUUUGAAGCGCAAGAAACAACUUUCUCUGCCCAAGUCGGGAAACACACAUUACCGAGCUUACUGUUGACAUCGUGGGAAAUAUCAAGCGGGAAAAGUUCCAUUAGACAGUGCAAGCAAACGGUUAGUUCAAGACAAACAUACAAACACAUUUCUAUCAAGCUUGAAAUCGAUAUGGAACAGUUUCGAUGUUGGCGCUUGAAUGUCCAAGGGUUAGGGCGUUGAAGGCGUUUUGCUAUAAACAAUAUCCCAACCGCUCGAACACAAACUGUUGCAUUCCGGAAGGUCAAACCGAUUGGUUUAAUUUUUCAAGAAAAGCCACGCUCUGGAGGAGGGAAGAAGGAAGAAAACCGCUUCAUUCGGUUUUUCCUGAAGGCUAAUCAAAUCAAGACCGCUAAAACGAUUCGCACCCAACUUAAGGCAAGCGUGUAGCAGCAACUGGGGGGGAAACACUUUGAAGGCGUUUUUCAAGUUUUUCCUCAAAAAGCGCUCUAAAAAAGGGAGUAGUGCAAAAAGUGUAUGUGUGUGUGUGUGUAUGGAGGCAACACACCGUACAACAAGUGCUUGGCAUCAUGGCCACAAUCGAACGGCAGUUGAAGGGUACCGCCAAACCCGAAAUGCCUCUAAAAAGUGAAAGCUCCCACGGUCCUUCUCCCAACUGACGCUAUUUUUUGUAGCCAGGUUUUGUUUUUCAGUGCGUUCCGUUAGGUUCCGCUCCACUGGACUAAUAAAUAAACCAAUGGGAACCGUCCGCCUUUCCCUGUUCCCAGUGUCCGAGUUCGAGUUUCUCUCCCGCCGUGUUGCUGUUCUGAUUUAUCGACACCACCCGGUGUGUGUGUGCACGCGCGCGUGGUUCUGACUUUUCCUGACCAAACUUUGGCCACCACACACAUACAGGACGGGGGACCCUCUGGGAGACCGUGGCUACCAUUGGUUCGGUCCCUUUUCCCACCACACACACACACACACGGGUGCGCACGCGGCUCGAUUUGAUCGAACACUUCCCCGUCCGUCGAUCGAUAAUUUCGGUAACGGUCCAUGACCACAUAAAACGACCACAUCUCGGGCCAGGGGCCCACCCCGAUUGAUAAGGGUGAUGAGCUAUCCUACGGGAAGGGCAUGAAAAAAUGAACAAACACCUGAAGGAAAAGUAGAAGUAGUCAGUGGGGGAGGUGUUGGAGGAAGGGAGCCAAAUAAAAAUAGAAAUAAAUUAAAUUUGGUUAAAAAGUGCGAACGGUGAAAAAAUCCGCACAACGGUAAGGGGAAACGUUCCAGCUGGGCACAUAAAAGCACGGAAAGUCCAACUUUUCUCCCUUUCCACGGUGCCAGUGCCGGCAAAGGUUUGUUCGGCAAAGAAAUCGAAGCAAUCCAGGGGGUUUUAGGAUAAGGAUGGUUUAAAGCGAAACCACGCCACGAAGCAAACCAAACGGGCAUUUCCCGUGGUUGGGAUGAGAUUACCUACGCCGAAAGCUCUUCGUGCCCGCGUGUUGCCUUUCCUGUUCUUUUUUUUUGGGUCCGUGUUGGAUUCACAAGGCAUGUAGUUCUUUUGUGUGUAUGCUCUAAAGUUUUCAUUUGCCCCAUCGCAUGUUCGCAUUGUGCGGUUGCGUUCAUCAUUCCCGUUUCAUGCUUUCAAUCUUGCCCAAAUCAAUCAACCAGCUCGAAACAGUGCGUUUGCUGUGGCGUUGGUGGUAGAGGGCUUUUUCACCUGGGCCGUCUAUUUGUUCGAAAUGGGGGCGAGGGCUCCUGCUCUUCCCAUCUCCCGGUCAUCUGAUUUUGGACGUUCUAUUCAUGGUUGCUCGGGGCCAUCCGGUGGUACGUGUCCGUGUCGUGCCAUUGAAGCGCAUUUCAGCGUAACAUCGUACGCACACAGAGAGUUCCGUUUUUGGGGUUUUUUUUGUCGUAUCCCAUUUCGUUUCUUCGCUCGCCUUUCGGUUCGGCUGACGCCGUCCUUAUCUCUUAGUGGGGCGUUUCUUUUUAGUCCUUUUUUUGUUUUGGGCCAUUCAGUCGGCAUGAAAAUUCAAACCCGACAUAUCUUCUUCCGGAUGGAUGGAUGGUUGAUCGAACGGGUUGUGGAGUGAAAGACAGGGAUCCGGAACCCGUCCAACCUGUCCGUCUGUUCCACGGAAAUUCAUCGAUCGUAUGUUUAUUUUAAAACAUCAAACAACGAACGUUUCGCCGAGCGUUUCAAUCUAUGUGACGUUGUCCAUUAGGUGAUUUUGUACUUGUUUUUUUUUUUAAUUUUUUAUUCUGCACGAUGGUGCACUCUUCGACGUGAGAGUGUAACUUUCGUAUACCAAAUCGACGCGUACACGAGCAAACUGUUGCUCAAACCUUAUUCCAUUAACGUAAAAGGGCACAUAGGCUUCCUGGGAAUUGGGUGUUGCGGAAGUCAAUUGGCAACCAAAUAACACUCACAGUGCCUAAAGCACUUGUGACUACGUCUGCAGCCCUGCACUUCGUGGCAGAGGUUCACAUCACGGUAAUUAAUAUUCCAUUUGAUAGAAACUUCCCUUCAGUAUCCGUCCUUGGGGCAUGGUGACAAAAAACAAUAUUUAAAAAAACCCCCUCAGGACCACCUUUGAACUAAAGGUAAUUCCAAUUCAGGAAAUGGAACGGAAAUGAGCAACGCAUUUGAAUAACCGUGUAAGACGUUUCCCUAAUUUCCAUGCACUGGAAGGAAGAAGAAGAAGAGAAAAAACCUUCCCGUGGGUAGCACUGUUUGUUGUUUUGUGCGCUGGUUCAACAUUUCCCGCCCUGGUGAAUGUUAAGUAAACAAAGUUUAUGAGGCAAAGUUUUCCCUGCCUCAAAUGGAACGAAAAGACAACAAACACUUCAACCUUGGCAGCAACAGGCGGGACCCUGCUAAUGGACAAACGGGACCGAAGCGUACCUACGCUCCCGUGCGUCACUUCAGUGAGAAAGCAUCCAUUUGCUUGUCGGUUCGUUUUUCUGACCACCACCCGAAGACACUUUCCUUCGAACUCCCGAAAGCACAUGAUGCAUUGGAAAAUGGUGCCAGAUUUUUGCAGCCAGAAUAAAUUUCGACCAGAGUUUCUAGAGUGGGACGAACCAAAACAAAACACACACACACAAACACACAUUGGUAUAUACACAAUCUAAACAUAUCAAAACUUUGACCAGUGGAAGACCAUGUAUCGAUCGAAAGCUUUUGCUGCCUGUUCAGUUCAGUUCCGGUGUAAGUAGGUGGAAAAGCAGUGCAAAUAAAAGCUGCUCCAAAGCUGCUCCGAUUAGUUGGCCACUAACGCCCGUCCAUCAGCAAAACGCUCCCGUCAUAAAACUCUCCUUUCCUCCCCAUUCCUCCUUUUUUCCUUCCACUGAGAUGAUCUACCUUUUGCCCGCUAAAAAAACGAUGGUUGCGAACCCUUAUUGUUUGCUCUCUGUAUCAUUAAAACACAUAAAAUGCAACAUAGCGUAGCAAUACGAUACACCCGAAACAGAAUGAAAAAAAAAACCACGCACGCAAUAUCAAUACACAAGAGAUAUGAGUGAAAGAUAGGGAAGGAAAACAAAACCAGCGUAGUAUGUAGCAUAGAUAAACCCUUCGUUCGCGAACAUCCGUGAUCUGUGCGCGCGGCGUGUGUAAUAUGUAAGCCAUAUUUAUUUGCUACCGGAUACGGUAGACGUGUCUGUGUGUAGGGCAUGAGGAUAUAUUUAUUGAUCCGCCAGGAGAGGAAAAUGGAAACUAUGAGAUGCUACGAUCUCCCGCACUGCUCAGGCAUCCCAGCGCACGGCGAAAGCAGUUGUUCGAGCAGUUCGAAA